This is a messenger RNA of Bactrocera latifrons, 627 nucleotides long. RefSeq lists its product as uncharacterized. Lineage: Eukaryota; Metazoa; Arthropoda; Insecta; Diptera; Tephritidae. The transcript has 3 exons. Bases 1 to 627 code for a protein of 208 amino acids. The record is from RefSeq and is a predicted model, not a curated record.
AUGUCUUGUAAUACGGAUUACAGGUGCCAAGAUGAUGUUUUUAAAGCAGCUACUAACGGACGAUUGGGAUCUGCAUCUAUUUUAUCAUCAUCGUUAGAAAGUCAACCAUAUUUUAAUCCUCUGGGUCAACAGACUCAACAUCAAAAUCAAGCAGUUCGAAAUUCAGUGCAACUCAGUCAAAAAUCAAUUUGCAUGUCGAAUGGACUUUUUGACUGUAACGAAGGAGUAUUUAAUUGUGACGAAAGAAAUGAAAAUAUCAAAAUUGAUUCUGGUGGAGAAACGUUGGCUACUACAGUCUCUUCAGGGCAUAUGAUGUACACAGUACAUCGAGUGGUUACAACAUCCCAAAUUCAAACCGCACUUGGGAAUACUUAUGCUUCUUCUUCUAGUGUUUCGAGCGUUGUUAGUGCUCUUCGAAACGAUAAUUUGGUAUCUCCUACUAGUAUAUCUACAAGUUUGACAACUAUACCUGGAAACGGUAUUGCAGGAAUUUCAGGCAAUGUUUUAAGCAAAAUGGAUGAUAACUCGAAUACAGCCAACAACGUUAUAAUAAGCGGAUCGGGUAUAUCAGAUCCGCAUCCAUCUGAAGGUACAGAAAAUAACAGUUAUUGCAUAAUUUUUGACUAA